This is a messenger RNA of Drosophila busckii, 1730 nucleotides long. RefSeq names its product protein anon-37Cs. Bases 164 to 1705 code for a protein of 513 amino acids. The record is from RefSeq and is a predicted model, not a curated record. The transcript is spliced from 2 exons. Lineage: Eukaryota; Metazoa; Arthropoda; Insecta; Diptera; Drosophilidae. Gene Ontology annotation, molecular function: polyamine oxidase activity.
UGUUACACAAAUUACCAAAUUUUAACAUGUUUUGUAUACAUCAAAAGAGCAAUUGAAAACCACUUUCAAUUAAAAAAACGACAAACGAAAAGAACAUUUGAAUCAUUUUGAGUUAUUACAAAAUCAAGAGUGAAGCUGCAGCCAAAACUUUUGAGGGCUUGCUAUGCAAUGUUAUAAACUAGCCAGCAGGCGCAGCUUAUACAAUGCAACGGCACUCAAGGCGGAACUGACGGGACUGCAACAUGGCAGCCACUAUGAUUUUUGUCACAAUCUGGAGGCAGCCAAGCGCAAGUCUCAAAUUGUGGUCAUAGGUGCUGGCAUUGCUGGACUCUCCGCCGCACAGCAUCUCUUAGCCAAUGGCUUUCAGAGUACCAUAGUGCUAGAGGCCACCGAACGCUAUGGCGGGCGCAUAAGCUCUAAGCGCUUUGGCGAUACUUACUGUGAACUGGGCGCCAAAUGGAUUAACAUCGAUGGCUCACACGACUCCAUGUACGAGCUGCUAACCAAAGCCGAGGGUUUAACCAAGCAACUUAAGCAGCCCAUGUGCGUAAGCUAUGUGCAACCUGGUGAAGAGCGUCAAGUGCCCGCUGGCAUGGUUCAAUUAAUAGACACACUGUUUAGGCAGCUCUGUCGUGGCUUUAGAGUGCGCGACAGAAUCAAAAGCGGCACUGAUCUGCAGUCACUGGACAACGUGAUGAGCUAUCUGCAGGCGGAGAGCGUUAAGCUCAUACAGUGCUCUUUCCAGCAGCCCGACGAGCAGCAGCUGGCGCGUGAAAUCUUUCAGUCGCUCUUCAAGGAGUUUAGCAGCAUACUAGGCUGCUGUCUGGAGUAUGUGAAUAUACAGCAUCUCACUAGCUGUCCGCUGCAGCAUGAGCUUAAUCCAAUUUACGUUCCUACGGGCUUGGAUAACGUUGUAAGCGCUUUGGCGCAAGAUUUGGAUCCGCUGCAGCUGCACACAGGCAAGCCAGUUGGUCAGAUACAGUGGAAGACGCACGAGACGCAGCUGUCGGAACCGCAACAUGUGGGCUGUUUGGAUGGCAGUCUAUACCAGGCGGAUCAUAUUAUCUGUACGCUGCCGCUGGGCGUGCUCAAAAACUUUGCUACGGUGCUAUUUAAGCCAACGCUCCCUCUGCAAAAACUCCAAGCAAUUAGUAAUCUGGGCUUUGGAAAUCCCGUCAAGAUCUAUCUAAGCUACAAGCGACCUAUAGGCAAGUGGAUCAAGUCCAAUCUCCGUCCACUGGGAGCGCUACCAGGUCAAGCGGCACAGGCGGAUCGAAACUGGACUCAGCAAAUUGUGGAGAUCUCGCAGCUACCAAAGAGUCAACAUGUACUGGAGGUUCGUGUGGGCGGUGGCUACUAUGACGAGAUUGAAAAGCUGCCAGAUAUCUCACUGCUGGAGCAAUUCACACAGCUGAUGCGCCAAUGUCUAGGCAAUCCGCAGGUGCCCUAUCCACAGUCGGUUUUGCGCUCCAACUGGAGCAGCUCUGCCUGCUACCUAGGCGGACGUCCCUACUUCAGCACCCAGAGCAGCGCACGCGACGUACAAAGUCUAGGUGCUCCACUAGGUGACUCGGUACCUACGCUGCUCUUUGCCGGCGAUGCCACCGCGCUCCAGGGCUUUGGCACCAUUGAUGGUGCACGCUAUAGCGGCAUACGUGAGGCACAACGCAUCAUUGAUUAUUACCAUAAGCGCAGCAGUGCUUAGUGAGAAAAUUCUAGUUGGACUUCAG